AUGAGUUCUUCAACCAUUCUGCGGAGCCUGACUCCCGCCAACAAGACCUACACGAAGGCAUUUCUCUUCAACGAGGCCCGCUGGUAUGAUGCUGUUGUGGUCGGCGCGGGCGGCGCAGGUCUAAGAGCUGCAUUCGGUUUGGCAGAGGCUGGUUUCAACACUGCUUGCGUUACAAAGCUUUUCCCCACACGAAGUCAUACAGUUGCUGCUCAGGGAGGCAUCAAUGCGGCCCUGGGGAACAUGCACGAGGAUGAUUGGAGAUGGCACAUGUACGACACCGUGAAGGGAUCCGACUGGCUGGGAGACCAAGAUGCCAUUCACUACAUGACGCGCGAAGCUCCCCGAUCGGUUAUCGAACUCGAAGGCUACGGGUGUCCAUUCUCACGAACAGAAGAUGGCCGGAUAUACCAGAGAGCCUUCGGCGGUCAAUCGCAGAAAUUCGGCAAAGGCGGACAGGCUUACCGAUGUUGCGCUGCCGCCGACAGAACUGGUCACGCCUUAUUGCACACCCUUUAUGGACAGUCUCUGCAUUACAACACUAACUACUUCAUCGAAUACUUUGCUUUGGAUUUGAUUAUGGAAGGCGGUGAAUGCAAAGGCAUUCUUGCAUACAACCAAGAAGAUGGCACUCUGCACAGAUUCAAGGCGAAGAACACCGUCUUGGCCACAGGUGGCUACGGCCGGGCCUACUUCAGCUGCACGUCUGCCCAUACUUGCACCGGUGACGGAAUGGCCAUGGUCGCUCGUGCCGGUCUGCCCAACCAGGAUCUUGAAUUCGUCCAGUUCCACCCUACUGGCAUCUACGGCGCCGGCUGUCUGAUCACGGAAGGUUCCCGAGGUGAAGGUGGCUACCUUCUCAACUCCGAAGGUGAACGCUUCAUGGAACGUUAUGCUCCUACAGCCAAGGAUUUGGCCUCUCGAGAUGUUGUUUCACGAUCAAUGACAAUGGAAAUCCGCGAAGGACGUGGCGUUGGUCCCGACAAGGAUCACAUUUACCUCCAGCUCAGCCACUUGCCCGCCGAAAUCCUCCACGAACGUCUCCCUGGUAUCUCUGAGACCGCCUCCAUCUUUGCUGGUGUCGAUGUCACCAAACAACCCAUUCCUGUCCUUCCAACUGUUCACUACAACAUGGGUGGUAUCCCGACCAAAUAUACCGGUGAAGUACUCACUGUCAACUCCAAGGGAGAAGAUGAGGUCGUUCCUGGGUUGUUUGCUUGUGGCGAGGCCGCCUGUGUGUCCGUCCACGGUGCCAAUAGAUUGGGUGCGAACUCGCUGCUCGACCUGAUUGUCUUCGGGCGUGCAGUGUCGCACACGAUUCGUGACAACUUCACUCCUGGCCAAACGCAGAAUGAGAUUGCAGCAGAUGCUGGUGCCGACUCGAUCAACGUUCUCGACCAGGUCCGUGAGGCGGAUGGCCCCAAGAGUACCUACGAUAUCCGAAGCGCCAUGCAAAAGGUCAUGCAGACCGACGUCAGCGUUUUCCGGACACAAGAGUCUUUGGACGAGGGUGUGAGAAGGAUCAACGAGGUUGACCAGAUGUUCGACCAGGUCGGUAUCAAGGACCGAAGCAUGAUCUGGAACUCCGACUUGGUGGAAACCUUGGAGCUGAGAAACUUGUUGACUUGCGCCACCCAAACCGCCGCGUCUGCCGCAAACCGUAAAGAAUCUCGUGGCGCUCAUGCUCGUGAGGACUACCCCGAACGUGAUGACGACAACUGGAUGAAGCACACGCUCUCUUGGCAGAAGUCACCUCAUGGAAAGGUCGAGCUCGGCUACAGAGCGGUUGUCGGCCACACGCUGGAUGAGAACGAAUGCAAAGCGGUGCCACCAUUCAAGAGAACGUAUUAA
Messenger RNA from Exophiala spinifera, 1848 nucleotides. Its product is annotated as succinate dehydrogenase [ubiquinone] flavoprotein subunit 2, mitochondrial. Gene Ontology annotation, molecular function: flavin adenine dinucleotide binding; succinate dehydrogenase (quinone) activity; electron transfer activity. Bases 1 to 1848 code for a protein of 615 amino acids. The transcript is spliced from 5 exons. The record is from RefSeq and is a predicted model, not a curated record. Lineage: Eukaryota; Fungi; Ascomycota; Eurotiomycetes; Chaetothyriales; Herpotrichiellaceae. Gene Ontology annotation, biological process: mitochondrial electron transport, succinate to ubiquinone; tricarboxylic acid cycle.